CCUAUAUAUUAAUAUUUAUAUAUAUAUAUAUUAUUUUUUUCUAUAGACCUGUAUAUAAUCUCUAUAUAAAAAAUGUGGUUAUGUUUACUAAAGAUUGUUUAGUAGUUGGUAGCAGUGUUGCAUUGUAGCUGUCAAGUUGUGUUCGGCGUCUGUAAUUUUUAUUAAUUAAUAUUUUAUCUUAAAAAGCGGCAAAAUGACCAAAUUAUCAGCAAUUCCUUCAAUCUUACCUUCAACCACACAGGAAAAAGUUGCUAACUCUAAAGUAUUGGUUGUUGGUGCCGGCGGAAUUGGAUGCGAGGUUUUAAAAAAUUUAGCUUUAUCCGGCUUUCAGGAUAUUGAAAUAAUUGAUUUGGAUACAAUUGAUGUAAGCAACCUAAAUAGACAGUUUUUGUUCAGAAAAGAACAUGUUGGUAAACCAAAAGCAGUAGUAGCAAGGGAAAGUAUUCUAAGCUAUAAUCCUGAUAUUAAUAUUAAAGCAUAUCAUGACAGUGUAACAAGUCAAGACUAUGGAGUUAACUUUUUCAAGCGAUUUAACAUUAUUUUAAAUGCUUUGGACAAUAGGGCAGCCAGAAGUCAUGUGAAUCGAAUGUGUUUGGCAGCGAAUGUUCCAUUAAUUGAGUCUGGAACUUCAGGAUACUCUGGUCAAGUUGAAUUGAUUAAGAAGGGUGAAACUCAGUGUUAUGAAUGUACCUUAAAACUGCCACAAAAAACUUUCCCUGGUUGCACUAUCAGAAACACACCUUCUGAACCAGUACAUUGCAUUGUUUGGGCAAAACAUUUGUUUAAUCAACUUUUUGGUGAAGAUGAUCCUGAUCAAGAUGUGUCACCAGACACAGAGGACCCUGAAGCCAAAGCGGAAAAUGAACAUAGCUCCACAGAAUCUGGCAAUAUUAAAAGAUUAUCAACAAGACAAUGGUCACAAGAUAUUGAUUAUGAACCAGCACAGCUUUUUACAAAAUUUUUCCAUGAUGAUAUCAAAUACCUUUUGACAAUGGAAAACCUAUGGAAAACUAGAAAAGCACCAGUUCCUUUGUCAUGGGAACAAGCCGCCUCUCACAGAGGAGAUGCUGAAGCUGAGAAUAAUGUUCAGGCAAUUGAUAUGAGAAUCUGGUCUUUAAGUAAAUGUGCUAGUGUAUUUUCCGAUACAGUGUCUCAGCUGAAAACCGAGUUAAAAGGCAAAUCGUUCUUAGUUUGGGACAAAGAUGAUAAACCAGCAAUGGACUUUGUUACAGCCGCCGCCAAUAUUCGUUCAUACAUUUUCUCCAUCGAACAGAAGUCAAGAUUUGCAACUAAAUCAAUAGCAGGAAAUAUAAUUCCUGCAAUCGCGACUGCCAAUGCCAUGAUUGCUGGGUUGGUGGUUCUCCAUGCGUUUAGAGUUUUAGCGGAAGAGAUUGAAAAAUGUCCUACAAUAUUCCUCCGCCCCAAAUCGCGACAUUCGAAAUUUAUUCUUGCUGCCGACAAAGACCUAGUCAAGCCAAAUCCAAAUUGUUAUGUAUGUCGUGCAAACCCAACGGUUCACGUGUUCCUUAAUGUUAAUACAAUGCUUGUAAAAGAGUUUGAAUCAGAAGUACUAAAAUCUUAUCUUAACAUGGUGGCACCUGAUGUGGUUUUGGCAGGAAAAGAUAGUAUUGUAAUUUCAUCAGAGGAAGGAGAAACUGAGAUCAACAAUGAUAAAAAGUUAUCAGAAAUUGGAAUAGUGGAUGGAAGUAUCCUAAAAGUUGAUGAUUUUUUGCAAAACUAUGAGUUGACAAUAACCAUUACUCAAUAUGAAAAAUCAAAACCAGAAGACCCAUCAUUCAAAGUAGUUGGAAAUCCAGAAGAAAUGAAAGCCAAGGAGUCUACAAAUGGCAAAGAAAAUGGACAAAAAGAAGCAGAAAAAGAAGAAUCUGAUGAUGAUCUUAUGAUUGUUGAUGAAGAUGAUAAUGUUAAAUCUGAUGAUCCCCAAGAGGGCUCAUCAUCAAAAAAGCGAAAAUUAAAUCCAGUUGAAGAUGAUAUUUGUUUAAUUGAUGUUUAGGUUUCUGUAAAAAUCAUUUUUGUAUUGGUGUUUAAGUCUAACUUUCCAUUAUUAUUUUUUAUUAAAAUUUUAUAUACU
Brassicogethes aeneus is the source of this 2092-nucleotide messenger RNA. Lineage: Eukaryota; Metazoa; Arthropoda; Insecta; Coleoptera; Nitidulidae. The record is from the annotation of a GenBank genome assembly.